UUUUCAUGGUCCUCAACAUUUCUCAACUUAGAGACACGAAAAAAACUAAGUCAAGAUAGAAGUCUGCAUUCACUUACUUUGACAUUAUUAUUCUGCAAGUUUUAAUUAUUAUUAAUAAGAUCAAUAAUUUAACUCUUAUAUAAAAAAGAAAUAUUAAGCUAUUCUACGUAUGUUCUUUAUUACAUAGAAUUUACAAGGUUUUUAUACAAAAUAAGCACAACAUGUUAUUUGAAGAUCCAUUUAAAGCUGGAAACAAUGGCAAUAGUGAUACAGAUUUGUGGCUGAAAGAGAGUUCGAAAAGUCAUUCGAUAGUCUUCGAGAGAUACAAUGCAUUCGAUGAUGCUUCAAUGGACUCGACAUCAGCAAUAAGCAUUGGACAACAGCCAAAUGCAAUUUUGGACAUGUUUGAACGUAACACGACGCACCAUUUGAUGAUGAUAUCAUUAUUGGAAUAUAUAUGUUUCUUACAUGCUCAAGAUGAGACUGACAGUGGAGAAUUGUUUAAAAUUGUCUGUGAAAGACUUUCUAAAAUGAAGCUGAUGCCAGAAAACUUGUAUCUUGAUGAAUUUAAAGCUGUUCGUAUAAAGCAUCAAUCUGCUCUCACAGACUUAAUGAAGGGAGCCAUUCAAAGUAUGCAGACAGGAGGAGUAUCUUCACUAUAUCCUGAAAAAUUAUGGCAAGUUAAAGUGACUAGGGAUGUGGCAUCAUUUGGAUAUCGUUCUUGGUAUAAUGAUAUGUUUGACUGUGAAGAAAACAUUGGUCAUGGUGGUUUCGGUCAUGUUUUGAAAGUCAGAAAUAAAUUGGAUAGAAAAUAUUACGCUAUCAAGCGAGUAACGUUAUUGGACUCGCAUCCUGAUGCUUGUUUGAAGACGUUACGUGAAGUACAAAUCAUUUCAAAUUUAAACCAUCCUAACAUUGUAAGAUACCAUUCAUCAUGGCUGGAGUAUGGUUCUGACAUGCAGGAUGAAGAUGAAAAGUUUGGUAUGGAGGAGAUAAAAAGUUCUCAAAGAACACGACAACAUUCAACAUAUGAUGAUAAACCAAUCAAAAACGACAUUUUUAUUGGAAAAUUUGGUUUAAAUCCGCUAACAUUUAAAAGCAAACUUGCAAUAAAAGACUCACACGCUUUUCCCAACCAGGUUGUUAAGAAGACGGUCUUACUAAGACGAAGUAUAUCAAAUGGGAACGUGCCAUAUAGUGCCCAGUCUUUUGAUGACGUUUGUUACUGCAUAAAUUCAAGCGAAAAUGAAACACGGAAAAAGUCCAAACAGGCUUCAAUGAAAUUGUUUUUGUAUAUUCAAAUGGAAUUAUGUCACGGCACUCUUCAAGAUUGGUUAAGAGAUCGUAAUUCAAAAAUAAAACAUACCAGAGAUGUUGAGUCUGUUUUAAACAUGGAAAUUUUCAACCAGUUGUUGUUAGGUGUUCAAUACAUCCACAAAAAAUAUUUACUUCAUAGAGAUAUAAAACCUGCAAACAUUUUUAUCAAUGUUCAAAAUCAAGAAAAAAUCCUUGUAAAGAUUGGCGAUUUUGGGCUAGCGAGACAUGAUAAUAAUCCGAAAUCACCAUCCGAUUAUCACGGCCCGUUCCGUUUUAGCUCGGCAGAUUCGAAUGACAAUUCAGAAUGGUCACAGAGUGGUAAACACCAUCAAACUGCAGGUAUUGGGACGACAACGUAUGCCGCUCCUGAGCAGAAGGUCAGUCAUGAGUAUACCAACAAGGUGGACAUAUACAGUCUUGGAAUUAUAUUAUACGAGCUUAUAAAGCCAUUUGACACUGAGAUGGAACGAAUUCUCUCAAUAAAGGCAGCACUGAAAGGAACCCUAUGUCCAGAUGUGAAAAAGGUUUGGGUAAAAGAGAGUUCAUUUGUAUUAUCGAUGACAUCGCUGUAUCCCGCUGAUCGUCCGUCAGCGAGCGAAGUGUUGGCGUCAAGUUUAUUUUUAAAUAAAAAUAACGAGUGCGAAGAUCUUCAAGCCAUCAUAAAGAAGCAAUCAGAAGAGAUUGAGAAAUUAAAACAGUUACUAUCACAAAAAAACAAUCUCAAUAUAUGUUUGAAGUGUCAAGCGCUAUGUACACACAAGAUUGAAUACCAUACCAAGUAAUGAUUGAAUACCAUACCAUGCAGUGAUGCACGUUAUUUAUACCGAUCGUCUUUACAAAGAAAUAAAAAGUCCAACUGUCACGCAAUUUUUAUGAAUGUUUAAUAUUUUCUCUAUUGUAAAUUAUAACUUCUAAAUUUAUAUAUGUAAAAGAACUUUAUAUUUAUAUCGAAUUCCGAAUGUUAUUGUUUAAUAAUAUGCCGAAAUA
Hydractinia symbiolongicarpus is the source of this 2304-nucleotide messenger RNA. Its product is annotated as eukaryotic translation initiation factor 2-alpha kinase 1-like. Gene Ontology annotation, biological process: protein phosphorylation. The record is from RefSeq and is a predicted model, not a curated record. Lineage: Eukaryota; Metazoa; Cnidaria; Hydrozoa; Anthoathecata; Hydractiniidae. The transcript is spliced from 16 exons. Gene Ontology annotation, molecular function: ATP binding; protein kinase activity. The coding region runs from base 222 to 2099 and encodes 625 amino acids.